AUGUUCGGCUCCAGCCGAGGUGGCGUGCGCGGGGGACAGGACCAGUUCAGCUGGGAGGAUGUGAAGACCGACAAGCAGAGGGAGAACUACCUGGGCAACUCGCUGAUGGCCCCAGUGGGCCGCUGGCAGAAGGGCCGCGACCUCACCUGGUACGCCAAGGGCCGGUCGGAGGGCGCGGGGAUGAGCCGCGAGCAGGAGCUGGCGGCCGUGAGGCAGGCGGAGCAGGAGGCGCUCAUGGCGGCGCUGGGCUACAAGAACGUGCGGAAGCAGCCCACCGGCCUGAGCAAGGAGGACUUUGUGGAGAUCUGCAAGCGUGAAGGUGGUGACCCCGAGGAGAAGGGGGUGGACCGGCUCCUGGGCCUGGGGAGCUCCAGCGGUUCCGCAGGCCGAGUGGCCUUGUCCCGAGAAGACAAGGAGGCGGCCAAGCUGGGGCUGCCGGUGUUCACGCACCACGGCGUGGACAGCAGCCGGCCCGGGGCCUCCCCGGCCCGGAAGAAGCCCAGGCAAGAGGAGAAGGUGGAGCAAGGUCCCCAGAGUCACAAGAAGAGCAAGAAAGAGAAGAAGAAAAAGAAGAAGCACAAGAAAGAGAAGAAGAGAGAGAAGGAGCACAGAACCUCACUGUCCUCGACUCCGACCAGGGCCCACCAUCGCAAGCACGAUUCCAACUCCUCUCCCAAGAAGAGGAGAAGGCGUGACAGUGACUGA
Messenger RNA from Pipistrellus nathusii (Nathusius's pipistrelle), 705 nucleotides. The record is from the annotation of a GenBank genome assembly. Lineage: Eukaryota; Metazoa; Chordata; Mammalia; Chiroptera; Vespertilionidae.